UUGCUCGGAGGAAAGUUUUGCAGACUUGGGACACUCGCGCACACUCACGCCCUCUGGCUCAGUGUGUGAGGUGCCACAUCGAAACGGAACAUAAGUGUCGGAAAGUGCGCAUCAUGCUGCUGAUCCUGCUGCAGUUGUUGGUUUUCGCGUCUUGUGCUCCUCCACGAUGCGACCCGAACUUUCGAGGACUGUGCAAGCCAAUAAUAGAAGAAAAACCCAAAUGCACAGAUCUAAUGCUGUCCUACUGCGAUGACAUGUCCUACGCUCAAACCAUGUUCCCAAACAUCCUCGGUCACAAGACUCGUGAGGAUGCUGAAGCUGGCGCUGAGUACCUCCUCAUCAGCGUGGCUGAAUCUCUGCUGGGCGGAGAGUGUAACCCGGAGAUUCGCAUGCUGGGCUGCUCGGUGUUGGCCCCACGCUGUGAGAAGGAGAAGGUGCUGAAGCCGUGCCGCAGCACGUGUGAAGCCGUGCGCAGAAGAUGCAGUCGCACUUUUGACAAGAUACAGAUGGCCUGGCCCUACUUCCUCGACUGCGAUCGCUUCUUUGUCAGUGACCAAGAGGGAUGUUAUGACCCGCUGGAGGGCCUCAGAGGGCAGGAGGAAGAAGAAGCUGCUGACGCCAUGGAUAUUCUACUCACUGCGGACUCCCCUGACACUUUGCAGUUCACCUAUCAUUCCAACACUGACCUGAUCAGUGUCUUAAAGAAUACCGAGGAGCAGUGCUCCGGCAUAGCCCGGACCUACAGCAUAGGUCGCAGUAUGGAGGGCAGAGAGCUGCUCGUGAUCGAGUUCUCUAACAAUCCCGGAGAGCACGAACUACUUGAGCCGGAGGUAAAGUAUAUUGGGAACGUGCACGGAAAUGAAGUCCUUGGCCGCCAACUACUCAUCUACUUGGCUCAGCACUUGUGCUCAGAGUAUUUGCUCGGCAACGAGCGAAUCCAGACUCUAAUCAACACCACCCGCAUCCACAUUCUGCCCUCCAUGAACCCCGAUGGGUAUGAGAUGGCUGUUUCUGGAGUCAGUGACAAUAACUACGAUUUUGAGCAGGAGGAUCAAAGAUAUGAUUCUUUGAACAUCGGCCGAAAUAACGCCCAGAACAUCGACCUGAACAGAAACUUCCCCGACCUGACCUCCAUCGUUUACAGCAGACGCAGACUAAAGGGCUACCGCACCGACCACAUCCCAAUCCCAGACUAUUACUGGUUUGGUAAGGUUGCACCGGAGACCUACGCUGUCAUGAAGUGGGUCCGCUCCAUCCCGUUUGUGCUCUCCGCUAACUUCCACGGUGGAGACUUGGUGGUGUCUUACCCUUAUGAUCUGUCCAAACACCCGCUGGGAGGCGACAUGUUCUGCCCAACCCCAGAUGAUAAGGUUUUCAAAUUUAUCGCAGCAACUUAUGCAAACGCCCACGAAACCAUGUCCAAUGAAAACGCACGCUGUGGAUCGUCUCGUUCUCACAGCCAGAAAGGGAUCGUUAAUGGAGCUCAGUGGUCCAGCUUGGCAGGCGGAAUGCAAGACUUCAACUAUCUCCACACCAACUGCUUUGAGGUGACUGUGAAUGUGGGGUGUGACAGAUUUCCCCCUGAAGAGGAACUGGCCUUUGCCUGGCAUGAAAACCAAGAAUCUUUGCUCUCAUUUAUGGAGGCAGCCCAUCGCGGCAUCAAAGGGAUUGUAAAAGAUGACGAGGGAAAUGCUAUAAAAGGUGCCAGGAUAUCUGUCAGAGGGAUACAGCACGACAUUACAACAGCUGAAAAUGGAGACUACUGGCGCCUCCUCACUCCUGGCAUCCACAUAGUCUCCGCCUCUGCGCGAGGUUACACCAGAGCCACGAAGAAAAUCCAGCUGCCCUCUCGCAUGAAGACUGCAGGCCGGGUGGACUUUGUGUUGCAGAAAGCGCCUGUGGACUCUGACGCACAGGAAGAGGACGACGCCAUCUCGUCCAUGGGCACCUACGACAAGUUUGACCCUUACAACCAGUACCAGCGCUACACCCAGAUGGCUGAUUUGAGCCAGAACCGAGAGGAGAGAGCAGAGAAGCCCUGGUGGUGGAAUUACUUUACUUUGCCUGGAGUACCUGCCCCCACCUGGCUGCUGAAGCACUAUUAGAGCUUUAACAAGAGAAGCAAGAAAUGAGUCUGUCUUUCUACAUUAAGCAGAAAAACAUGGAAGUGUUACUUUUUACUGACGCUACUCCCGCUUCACAAUUUUGCCUUUAUGUGCUGUGUCUGAAGCCCAAACCUGAAUUAUAAUGUAAGCACCUUACAAGCUUUUGCCUGGACAGUAACAUAACUUUAGUUAAUGGCCAUGAUUGAAUAAAAAACACGUUAAAAGAUUUGACCUGCAGUUUUAUAGCAUAUUUCACCAGAACUAUGGAUGUUUUUCAUGAAUUAUUGGGGUAUUUAGACCUGACCCCUGACUACUUACAAUUACCAAACACAAUGUUUCUGAUGGCCACUAGGGGGCAAGCUAUACCAACAUCUGGCUGAAGUUGGUUACUCAUCACAGUGUGCAAUUUGUGAAAUUGGCGUAAAUAGACAUGUCAUUGAGAGUAAAUAGUUUUGCAUUCAUUUCUCUCAUUAGUGAGCCUAAGGAAGAAUUUGGUUUGUGAUAUAAUCUGUUAUUUAAGCGAUUAUAAAAAGAAGUAGUUUUCAACUUUUAUCAUUUUUUUAAUGCUAUUUAGAUUUCAUGAGUCAUGAUUCAAAUUCAAAAAACACUUUAUUUAUUCCCCAAGAGGCAAUUAAAAACACCAACAGAGCAUCAAACAAACAUAAACAUGAAAGCAUCAGUAUAACUGACCGAUCACAGUUCAGGUACACUGAGCAGGUCAAUCAUAAAAUAUAUUUUAUAAUUAUAUUAUUACUGUAUUACUCCUAAAAUGCAUUUUUAACCUAAAACCCCUCCACAUGUAGACAUGCAAUAAUCUGUAUGUCCACCAAAGAGUGACUGGCCUUCAUUGCUGAAUAAUUGUUAGACACUUGAUGAAGUUAUAUUCUCCACUUUUCCCACAGAAAAUAAACCAAACUUCUUGGAGGGAUCCUGA
Molecule: messenger RNA, 3039 nt
Organism: Oreochromis niloticus (Nile tilapia)
Lineage: Eukaryota; Metazoa; Chordata; Actinopteri; Cichliformes; Cichlidae
Product: carboxypeptidase Z
Exons: 11
Coding region: 114-2105 (663 amino acids)
Biological process (GO): protein processing; peptide metabolic process
Molecular function (GO): protein binding; zinc ion binding; metallocarboxypeptidase activity
Source: RefSeq, a predicted model, not a curated record